CGUGCUGGAGGCAGCUCGGUCCAAAAGAAAAUGGGGUUUGGUGUAAAUCUGGGGGUGUAAUGUUAUCAUAUAUCACGCUACCUCGUAAAACCGACACUGAAGCCUGCCGGACAACAAAUCACAGGUCAAAAUUAUGAGUUCUUCGUAUUAUGUGAAUGCGCUUUUUAGCAAAUAUACGGCGGGGGCUUCUCUUUUCCAAAAUGCAGAGCCUACUUCUUGCUCCUUUGCAAGCAACUCCCAGAGAAGCGGCUAUGGACCAGGCGCGGGUGCCUUCGCCUCCUCCAUGCCCGGCUUGUACAAUGUGAACAGUACCAUAUAUCAAAGCCCGUUCUCUUCCGGAUACAGCCUGGGCUCUGAUGCCUACAACCUGCAUUGUUCCUCUUUUGAUCAGAACAUUCCCGUCCUCUGCAAUGACCUAACCAAACCCAGCUGUGAGAAAGCGGAGGAAAGCAACCUGCACAACCAGGCUGAGCCUAAUUUCCGGAUAUACCCCUGGAUGAGGUCUUCAGGUCCAGAUAGGAAGCGAGGGCGCCAGACCUACACCCGCUACCAGACCCUGGAGCUGGAGAAGGAAUUCCACUUCAAUCGCUAUCUGACUCGCCGGCGGAGGAUAGAGAUCGCCCAUGCCCUGUGCCUCACCGAGAGGCAGAUCAAAAUCUGGUUCCAGAACCGCAGGAUGAAGUGGAAGAAGGAGCACAAGGAGGAGAGCUCCAGCACCCCGGCUCCCAAUGAGCCCACGUCAGCAGCAGCGUCUGUGGAGAAAGUGGAGGAAGACGAGGAAGAGGAGGACUAAAAGGUCCCAUCGAGGAAUCAGCCCCUUAGUAUAAUGUAUGCACGUGACAGUUGUAAAGGCUCCUUCUAAAGAAAAAAAAAAAAAAAAAAAGAGGGUAAAAAGAAAAAAGAGAGACUCUCUGUUUUUAUUAAAAAAAGAAGAAAAAUCAGUUCCCUUUAAUAAUAUCUUGCAAGCAAGCAUUUAAAAAACAUUAAAGCGUUUCCUAGGCUGGGUUUCCAGUCCCGUCUCUAGCCUCCCACUCUUCCCAAUCUCGUCCUUUCCCAAACCUGUUGGUAAUAUCUCCUAAGAGCACCCAACAAUCACUUGGGUUUCGUUCACCCAAGCUUGGGUGGCCGUGUCCAGGGGCUGCUGCUUGCACAUAGAGUAAACCGUGACCUUCCRAAGUAACUACCUGACUCAAGAGUCCCGAUCAUUUGUAAAGGGAAAAAGUGCAUUAGGCUCAUAUUGAGGGGGAAAAAACUACCUAAUUUUGAAUAAGUAGCUCUGCACUUCUCAUUUAUUUCUUUUUUUUUCCUUUUAAUUAUUAUUAUGAAAAUAUCAUAACUAACAGCUACACUAACAAAAGGUUAUACUGCAACUGGGCGGGGGGGAGAUGUUACACAAACCACUACAAUCUACAAUGAUUUGUACUACCUAUUUUCCAGACUACCUAUAUAUCUUGCUCCGCCUACCUAUCUUUUAAAGUAUACUGUAUUUUAGUAGUCAGAGAAGAUAACGUACUAAUGUGAAUCGCAAAAUGCUUAUAGAUACAUAAGUGUAGUCAUUCGAGAAGCAUGCAUCAAUAGCUUUGGUAUAGAAUUUGGUACCGAAAAGGCUGAAUAUAUUUAAAAUUAAAAUAAUAUAUUUAUUCCAAAGCAAUUAUAAAUGAAAACCAUAUGCUGCAAUAUAUCUCUGUUCUCGAUUCUUUACUCUUCCGAGUGAGGAAGCAAAUACACGCCAAUAUUGUACAAAGCGGUUUAAUAUCUUCCGUUGGCUUCUACCUUUGGCUGGCUCUUUUAAAGGCCGUUUUCUUAUGCUAGUUUGAUCUUGCUGAAUAUAGCGAAAGWGUUCUUUGAAAAGCGAGUUAAAAUGACCAUGUUGCCACCUAUCAAAAAACUGUUUGUCCUGAUUAUUCGAAUGUGUUAAUAUGUAAUACCGUGAAUUUUCCUACAAUAGCAGAUACUGUAUAUUUGAACGAUUUUUUUGUCAUUUAUAUUUGUCUUGGAGCUCAUUUGUAAGAUCAUGUCACAAAUUGGGAAGUAUGUAAUUAAUUUGGAAACUUUGUAGCAUGACGUAUUGUUAAGAAUUCUGUAUAAAUCCGUCUUGAAGGUUUGGCUAAAGUUUAUUCAAAAAUUGUAUGUUACAAUGUGUUUCGAUGUGUUCGUUGUGAACAUUUGGAUAUGCCGUGUAAGUAUUGGAAGUGGAAAAAAAAUCGUCUGUGAACUCUCUUUGGAAGUGAUACCGUGUUCAAGAAUCUCCCACGAUAAAUGUGUUUUAUGUUACACAGAAAAUAAAUAUGCUUGUUGACAA
This is a messenger RNA of Nothoprocta perdicaria, 2302 nucleotides long. It is a transcript of the gene HOXA7, whose product is annotated as homeobox A7. Gene Ontology annotation, cellular component: nucleus. The coding region runs from base 134 to 793 and encodes 219 amino acids. The transcript is spliced from 2 exons. NCBI's taxonomy places the organism in Eukaryota, Metazoa, Chordata, Aves, Tinamiformes, Tinamidae. Gene Ontology annotation, biological process: anterior/posterior pattern specification; regulation of transcription by RNA polymerase II. Gene Ontology annotation, molecular function: DNA-binding transcription factor activity, RNA polymerase II-specific; RNA polymerase II cis-regulatory region sequence-specific DNA binding. The record is from RefSeq and is a predicted model, not a curated record.